UUCGCUUGCCUCCUCAAUCUAUCACCCGUAUAUUCCUUGCUUGCCUGCCUUCACAUUGCUCAUCUACCAAACUUACCUUUCUCUCUCUCUCUCUCUCGCUCUCCACUACUACUCAUAACAUAUAUAUAUAUAUAUAUAGCUAAUUCACACUCUCUAGCUCUAUAUGUAUGCUGGUUGUCAUUCUUUGCCGUCGCUGAUACAGCUAGCAUGUUGUACGUAUGUAUUGUGACGCCGCCGCCGACGAGGAGUCAGUAGGGCAGGCCGAGCACACGACUCACUGAUUGUUUCAAUUCAUAAAUAACCGGCGGCAGAGACCGAGCUAGCUGAGAGGGGUACCCGCCGGCCAUGCCUGCAGAAGAAGAGGCUUUUGCCGCCGCCGGCACUACUAUUACUGCUGCUACUUCCCAGCAGCAGGAGGAGGAGAAGAAGGAAGGAGCAGCAAAUGCUGUCGUCCCAUUCUAUAAGCUUUUCGUCUUCUCUGACUGGUGGGACAAAAUCUUGAUGCUCCUAGGCACCCUUGGGGCCGUCGGCAAUGGUCUGAACCCACCCCUUAUGGCAUUCCUCUUUGGUGAUAUGGCCGAUGCUUUUGGUUCUACACCAAAAGAUGAAGUCGUCCCCCUUGUCAGCAAGGUAGCUCUAAAGUUUGUGUAUCUGGCUUUGGGAUGUGGUGCAGCGGCUUUCCUCCAGGUGGCCUGUUGGAUGAUCACAGGAGAGAGACAGGCUGCACGAAUCAGGAGCCUCUAUCUCAGAACCAUUUUACAGCAAGAUAUUUCAUUUUUCGAUAAGGAAGUUCAUACAGGGGAGGUGAUUGGAAGGAUGUCAGGGGACACAGUUCUUAUUCAAGAUGCCAUGGGGGAGAAGGUAGGCAAGUUCGUGCAGUUGAUGUCCACAUUUCUGGGGGGGUUUGUGAUUGCCUUCAGCAAGGGGUGGCUCCUCACACUUGUCAUGCUCUCGUCCCUUCCCCCGCUCAUGAUAUCUGGCGGAAUCAUGUCCCACGUCGUCUCCAGGAUGGCAUCCCGCGGCCAAAAUGCCUACGCCACCGCUGCUGUCGUCGUUGAGCAGACCAUUGGAGCAAUCAGAACUGUGGCGUCAUUCACGGGAGAGAAGAGGGCGGUGUCCAAGUAUGCCAAGUCACUGGAGAAGGCUUACAAGUCGGCAGUGCAGGAGGGGCUGGCCACCGGCCUGGGCCUUGGGUCGGUCAUGUUUAUGAUGUUCUGCAGCUACGCCCUGGCGGUGUGGUAUGGCGGCAAGCUCAUUCUGGAGAAGGGCCACUCCGGGGGGGAUACGUUUACCGUCAUUGUCUCCGUCCUCACCGGUUCGCUGUCUCUGGGACAAGCCUCCCCAUGCCUGAGCGCCUUUGCAGCAGGCCGCGCCGCCGCCUUCAAGAUGUUCGAGACCAUAAAUCGGAAGCCCGACAUCGACCCUUGGGACAGCAAGGGGAAGGUGUUGGGCGACAUAUGCGGGGACGUGGAGCUGAGGGAUGUCCACUUCAGCUAUCCCGCCAGGCCCACCGAGCCCAUCUUCACCGGAUUCUCUCUGUGCAUUCCUCGGGGCACCACCGCUGCACUGGUUGGGCAGAGCGGGAGUGGCAAGUCCACCGUCAUUAGUUUGGUGGAGAGAUUCUACGACCCCCAGGCAGGAGAGGUCCUGGUGGACGGGAUCAACCUCAAGGAAUUCCAACUCAGGUGGAUCAGGACAAAGAUCGGUCUGGUCAGCCAAGAGCCUGUGCUGUUCAUGGGCACCAUCAAGGAAAACAUUGCCUACGGAAAGGACGCCGCCACGGAGCAAGACAUCAGAGCGGCCGCUGAGAUGGCCAAUGCUGCUAAGUUCAUUGAUAAACUUCCCCAGGGCUUAGACACUACGGUGGGCGAGCAUGGGACUCAGCUUUCUGGGGGACAGAAACAGAGAAUUGCCAUAGCCCGAGCAAUUCUGAAAGAUCCACGGAUUCUGCUGUUGGAUGAGGCUACCAGUGCACUGGAUGCAGAAUCUGAGAGGAUCGUUCAAGAGGCCCUCGACAGGAUAAUGGUUAAUAGAACCACCGUCAUAGUGGCACAUCGUUUGACCACAGUUAGAAAUGCCAACAUGAUUGCUGUCAUUCACAAAGGAAAGAUGGUAGAAAAAGGUACUCAUUCUGAACUGCUGGAGGAUCCUGAAGGUGCAUAUUCGCAGCUGAUCAAACUGCAAGAAUCUCGUAAAGAUGAAGAUGCAGAUGAAGAAGCAGCGGAUGAUUUGGAGGGAUCCACUUACGGCAGCAUUGAUUACAAUAGGCAGGCAAGCCAAAGACCAUCACUGUCGCUUCUCCGCAUAAUGAGCCACAGAUCCUCCUCUAGGUCUAGAGUAAGAAGUGGAAGCCGGCGUUCUCUAUCUAUCAAUUUUGACCUUUCCAGGGGUCUUAGCAUCGCGAGAACAGAAGAAUAUGAAGAGUUGGAACAUGAUGGGGAUGGGGAUGGGCUCAGUAAGCACCCGAAAGUUCCACUUAGCCGGCUCGCCGCUCUCAACAAGCCCGAGGCGCCAUUCUUAGUAGUAGGAGCUCUGUCCGCAAUCCUAAACGGGGCAAUAGUUCCAUUUUUUGGCAUACUCCUGUCUUUUGUCAUCAAAACAUUCUAUGAGCCCCCUCAGAAGUUGAAGGAGGACUCCAGGUUUUGGGCGUUGAUGUUCGUGGUGCUUGGAGUAGUGUCGCUGGUGGCAUAUCCGCUCAGGACGUACUUCUUUGGGGUGGCUGGUUGUAGAUUGAUACGGAGGAUACGGAUGAAGUGUUUCGAGAGGGUGGUGAACAUGGAGGUCGGGUGGUUUGAUGAGCCCCAAAAUUCGAGUGGAGUGAUAGGAGCAAGGCUCUCAGCGGAUGCAGCAACCAUACGGGCUCUGGUGGGUGACGCACUGGCGCAGCUGGUUCAGGAUCUCGCGUCGGCUGUGGUGGGAUUGGUUAUAGCUUUUGUGGCAAGCUGGCAGUUGGCGCUCAUCGUCCUGGCUAUCGUGCCUCUCAUAGCGCUCAACGGAUACGUGCAGAUCAAAUUCAUGACGGGAUUCAGCAAUGAUGCCAAGGCCAUGUAUGAAGAAGCAAGUCAAGUGGCCAAUGAUGCUGUGGGAACGAUAAGAACAGUGGCCUCCUAUUGCGCGGAAGAGAAAGUACUAGAGGUUUACAGAAGAAAGUGCGAGGGCCCAGUGAAGAUGGGGAUCAGGCAGGGAUUGAUUAGUGGCUUUGGCUUUGGCCUGUCGCUAGCCUUUGUGUUCUUCGCCUACGCCAGCUCUUUUUAUGCAGGAGGCCGGCUUGUUGAGGCUGGAACGAUAACAUUUUCAGAUGUCUUUCGCGUUUUCUUCGCUCUCACCAUGGCUGCGGUGGCAAUAUCUCAAUCCAGCACAUUUGCUCCAGAUUCAAGCAAGGCCAAGAGUGCGGCUGCCUCCGUAUUUGCCAUCCUAGACCGAAAAUCAAAUAUUGAUCCCGGCGAUGAAUCUGGCACGACCUUGGACAGUCUCAGGGGAGAGAUUGAGCUGAAGCACAUCAGCUUCAAGUAUCCCACCAGGCCCAAUGUUCCUAUUUUCCGGGACCUGUCAUUGAGAAUCCACAGUGGCAAGACGGUGGCCUUAGUCGGCGAGAGCGGAAGCGGCAAGUCCACAGUGAUCUCUCUAUUGCAAAGGUUCUACGAUCCUGAUAAAGGCACCAUUACAAUUGAUGGGGUCGACAUCCAGAAGUUCCAACUCAAGUGGCUGAGGCAGCAGAUGGGACUCGUGGGGCAAGAGCCAAUCUUGUUCAAUGAGACCAUCCGAGAUAACAUAGCCUACGGGAAGGAGGAAGGCCGAGAAGAAGCAACAGAGGCAGAAAUCAUAGCUGCAGCAGAGCUGGCGAAUGCGCACAAAUUCAUCAGCGGCUUGCAGCGGGGAUACGACACUAUGGUUGGGGAGCGAGGGGUUCAGCUCUCGGGAGGGCAGAAGCAGCGGAUCGCAAUAGCCCGGGCCAUUGUGAAAGCACCAAAGAUACUGCUGUUGGAUGAAGCAACGAGUGCAUUGGAUGCAGAGUCGGAGAGAGUGGUGCAGGAUGCGCUGGAGAGAGUGAUGGUGAACAGGACCACCGUAGUGGUGGCUCACCGCCUGUCAACCAUCAGGGGGGCAGACCUCAUUGCCGUGGUCAAGAAUGGAGUCGUGGUGGAGAAGGGGAGCCAUGACACUCUGAUCAAUGUCAAGGACGGUUUCUACGCUUCCCUCGUUGCACUGCACUCCACGGCUGCCGCCGCUGCUGUCCCCGCCACCUCUUCUUCUUGAUUUGAUUUGAUUAAUCAAUCCGACGACCAACCAUCCACCACACUGCCUCCUGCUGCUGCUGCUACAGCCUGUCUCUUAUUGAAAUCAAACUACCAUCCCCUGGGACUCCAUUCUUGACCACGGCAAUGAGGGUGAGGGAGAGAGCUAACAUGCUAUGCUAUUAUAUUAUUUACAUUAUGGUUAGUAUCAUCAUAGUCAUUAUAGAAUAGUUGUGUUUUAUACAGUAGACGGCAGCUGGAACUCUGUUCCUCCUCUUGCAGUAAAUUCCUUGAUUUGUUG
Molecule: messenger RNA, 4536 nt
Organism: Andrographis paniculata
Lineage: Eukaryota; Viridiplantae; Streptophyta; Magnoliopsida; Lamiales; Acanthaceae
Product: ABC transporter B family member 4-like
Exons: 11
Coding region: 346-4257 (1303 amino acids)
Biological process (GO): transmembrane transport
Cellular component (GO): membrane
Molecular function (GO): ABC-type transporter activity; ATP hydrolysis activity; ATP binding
Source: RefSeq, a predicted model, not a curated record